GAAGAAGAAGAAGAAGAAGAAGAAGAAGAAGGAAAAGAAGAGCGCAGGUCGGAGGCCUCGUUUCUGAACCCACAGAGGAUCGAGAUCCGUCAUGGUGCACGCAGAAAUAGAAGAGGAGACCACUGAGGAAGAGCCCAUAGACGUAUUCCAGGAGCGGCUGAUCUUGUUCGUGGCCCUGUUCACGGCCGUGUCUCUGAUCAGCGCCACCGUGAUGGGAGUGGCGCAGCUGCUGAAGCUCGAAGUGCGGCGGCCGGGUGGUCACACGCUGCCGCUGGAGGCGAAUGACACCGCGGACGCGUCCGACUGGAGCGUGGCGGCUGCUGCGUCUCCAUGGCGACCAAUCCACUACGACCUGCUGCUGCACCCGCGAAUGGAGAACCGGACGUACGACGGGUACGUCCACGCCGUCUUCGAGAUCCAGCACAACGCACGAAAGAUCGUGCUCGACUGCAGCCGGAAGCUGGAAAUCAUGACGACAGUGCUCCGCUGGCAGUCGUUUCCCGUGCGCGUCACACGCGUUCUCCGUGACGGCAGCAAGAUCGUCAUCGACACGACUCACCUUCUCAGGAAGGGUCGCACGUACAACCUCACCGUGCAGUUCCAGGGCCGAUUCGGCCGGGAAUCCGGUCUGGUCAUGAAGCGAGAUGGCAAUGAAGUUGUUUUGCUCAUGUUACCCUGGAAGCUGGACGCUCACGUGAGCUUCCCGUGCUUCAAAGAUCCCGGAUGGAAGACGACCUUCGACGUGCGCCUCCUAACGGACGAACACUUACGCACCUCCUCAACGGCCCGCGUAAUGAACGUCUCGACGCAAAGCAACGGCACCGUAGUGCACGUCUUCCACAGAACGGAGCCCAUGUCGGCUUACCAGCUGACCGCCAUCUUCACGAAUUUCACCAUGGUCUCCCACGAGAGGUUCAACUUUUGGACGACCGCUGCCUUGGUGCCUUACCGGUCCACCAUGCUGAGGAUCAUCGGGCAGGCAAUGGACCUGCUCGAGGAGCUUGUGGGCGCGUGGAGCAACACGUCGCAGGUGCUCGACCUGGUGGUGGUGCCCAACUUGCCAAAAGCGGCCCUGUCCGGAGCCGGUUUCAUCGGCAUCCGGCAAGGAGAGCUCUCCCGCUUGCCCGUCUAUCAGCGCAGCAAGUGGGUCGUACCGGUCAUCCUACACAUCGUCCUUCAGUUUUUCGUCUCGUAUGCCACGCCUCGUGUCCUGAAGGACAUAUGGGUUGCCGCGUCCCUGGCGUACCCGUUCCAGCGCCAGAUUCUUCAACACGUGGGCCUCGGCGAGUACCUGGACCAGUGGCGGCUUCUGGAACGCAGCCGGGCCAUGCACAACGAAGACAACGGCCUGAAUUGCAGCUCUAAGCGCACCAUGCUGAUCUUCUCGAUGCUUGCCGACCUGUGCCCCGUGACGAUAGACUCUGGCAUCAAGCGCUACAUGAAGGAGAACGAGUACGGAGUGGCCGACGGCGCGAUCCUCUGGCGGACUCUGGACCUGUCGGGACUGCUGUCUCGCCACAUGGACACGUGGACCGACUACGGAGGUUACCCCGUGCUUAGCGUGCUCCGGGUAGACGACGCCCGCGGACCCGGGCUUAUCCUGAAGCAGGGUUGGCACUGCUUCGACGACUUGAAAUGCAACGAGACGCUCGUGUGGGCGGUGCCGUUCGUGCUGGACGUGCAGGGAGGCGUCCGAGUGCCAGAAAAGGGCGCCCUCUGGUUCAGAGGAAACAUCCAGCGCUACAACGUGGCGCGGGACCUGAGCUCGUCGUGGUUCCUCGUGAACACCGCCACGGUGUCCUACUUCCGCGUCCAGUACGACGCGAACAACGUGGCCCUCCUGACGCGCCAGCUGCUGACAGAUCACACGGUCCUGACCGACACCGCCAGGGCCCUCUUCCUCGAUGACAUGGUCGCGCUGACCGUCAGGCGGAUGGUGUCAGUCGAUGCCCUCGUGGGACUGCUCACGUAUCUGCAGAAGGAGGAGAGCUGCGCGGUGUGGCAGUUGUACUCUAAGACUGCCCUGAAGGCCUUGGAGCACUUCUCCGGUAGAACCGAGUACAGGCCCUUCUACCUGAGGAACCAGGAAGUCUGCAUCCUCUUGCAGCUGGAGCCCGCCAUCGGCGGGUGCCUUGAAGUGAUGCGUCGGAAGACGUGCUGCAAUUUCAUCUCGUGCACUACGCCCCACACCACUGCGCCUAAAUAGGCGCUAGAUUGUUACUUUUCUAUUUUUUUUUCUUUUUUCAAAUGCGAUGUAUGUCAACUGCGUAAGCUGAAAUUAUAACGCGAUUUUCAAAUUUUU
Messenger RNA from Dermacentor albipictus, 2302 nucleotides. Its product is annotated as thyrotropin-releasing hormone-degrading ectoenzyme-like. The record is from RefSeq and is a predicted model, not a curated record. Gene Ontology annotation, cellular component: cytoplasm. Gene Ontology annotation, biological process: proteolysis; peptide catabolic process. NCBI's taxonomy places the organism in Eukaryota, Metazoa, Arthropoda, Arachnida, Ixodida, Ixodidae. Gene Ontology annotation, molecular function: metalloaminopeptidase activity; peptide binding; zinc ion binding.